Marchantia polymorpha subsp. ruderalis is the source of this 1963-nucleotide messenger RNA. The record is from the annotation of a GenBank genome assembly. Lineage: Eukaryota; Viridiplantae; Streptophyta; Marchantiopsida; Marchantiales; Marchantiaceae.
UCAUUUCUACCUCGAGCAAAUUGAGGGAAACUUCAAGAAAAGUGGAGGGAAACAGCUUCUCGUACCCAAUGACAGUUGUAGAGACUCAGUGCUGGCCGAAAGUACCAAAAGCUUUCCUCCAUUGAGCAAUCUGGUGUUGCAAAGCUGUCCAAGACAUACCGCUGCAAUGGCUUGUGCAUACAGGUAUGAGAGAUUUGCCGAAAAGAUAUCAGUAAGUUGCGACGGAAUCGUCAGUUGGCGAGAGGGAUCCAAGGACAUUGAGUUUAUUGCAAAGGGACAAGUAUCCUCGAGCUUGUUAAAAGGUGGAGGAAUUUGUGGACUUCUAAGGGAUGCAAGCUUCCAACCGCGAACACUGCCGAAGAUGACUUUGGAGAGGGUCCGUGAAAUUCUGGCAGAAGUGAGAGCUAGCGUGACGAUGCCAAGGGGCUCAAGGCCCGUUUCUACAAGUGGCCUACACCUUGAAAAGCGAGAUGAGCAGCUGGCUUCAAGCAAUGAGGAUGAGGACCCUCAGAUGAUUUUACCGCUCAGUUCUUCAGUGGAUGCGGACGCACCUCGCGUACAAGUUGUGCCCAAGCUCGGAGAGUGUGAUUCAGAAAAACCAAAGGCGAAAGUUAGUCGGCUUGAGAAGAGAGGGAUCAGACACAAGGAUGAUCGUCUGGCUUUGGACUGCAAAAGUAUCGCAGGAGACCAUCCAAUUCUGCAGAAGAGAAGGAUCCCAUCUGAGGAAGACGAUGAGGAUACGCAGCAUGGAUGCUUAGUAAAUAGUGACAACGAGAGUUUCAGUGUUGAAGGAUCUGGAUAUCAGAUGAUGGAAUGUAACUACUAUCACCACUCUGGAGAACGGUUUGGUCAAGGAAGUGGUAACGCUUUUCAGCACCUCCACGCCCCUUUGCCCAGGAAGAGCAAACGAAAUUAUAAGGCUAACAACUUUUGUGCCCGAGACAGUAAAGGUAGAUACAAGAAAUCCUCGGGUGGAAGAACGGAUCGACAUUACAAACCGGAGAUGGCAUCUGGAGCAACAUCCGAUCCAGACAUUAACAGGGCCAAGGGCCAAUCCGUCGCAGAUGAUGUGUUGUCUAUCUCGGAGUCUGUUCAUUCUUUGACAUCUUCCGAAAAGACUGCAGUUGAAUACUUCACAACGGAGAAGAAAGAACUCACGGAAGAAGACUACAGGAGAGGUGGACCCAAACCUAGAAGAAAUAACCAGAGCAGAUUCCACGCGGAUACAAUGAUCGUUGACAAGCCGACGACACAUGACUACACUGCAGAGCGUUCAAGGAGGAGGAAGAGAAAGAAGUUCGCCGAUUUUAUUGAUCAGGUACAUGUGAUCAUGUCCUCAUCUACAAAUGGGAAUCUCUUUCCGGGCAGUAGCAGCAAAGUCGAGAAUUGGGACCCUCCCAUGUCUCCUUAUAGACUGAUUCAGGAAGGUUUUCGCAGAGAUGCAUGGAAGGUUAUACUUUCCAGCAUGUUGCUCAACAAAUCUACAGGAAGGUCCGUCAAGAAGAUCGUCGGAGACCUUUUUGACUUGUGCCCUGAUGCUGAAUCCGCUGUCAAGACUCCAACAGAAAAUAUUGCCGAUAUAGUCUAUUCACUUGGUCUCCAGAACAAACGUGCAAAAAUGAUCCAGAGAUUCUCAAGCGAAUAUUUGCGAGGUGAAUGGAACAACGUCAGUCAGCUGCAUGGUGUUACCAAGUAUGCAACAGACUCUUACGCCAUUUUCUACCAAGGAUUGUGGAGAGAGGUGCAACCCGAGGAUUCUAUGCUGAGAAAAUAUCGGAGCUGGCUACAAGAAUUACACGGUCAGGAGGCGGAGAGUGAGUAUAUUCUCUCGCAAACUAAGGAAGCAGUUUGUAUUUGAUGUGGACUUCUACCAGAUUUCAAGAUAUGUAUAUUAUAUGAAUGUAAACAUCUUCGUCUUUUCUCUCCUAACUAUAAAGACUCCUCCGAACAUGUCGCUGUUUAA